Molecule: messenger RNA, 2227 nt
Organism: Scylla paramamosain (green mud crab)
Lineage: Eukaryota; Metazoa; Arthropoda; Malacostraca; Decapoda; Portunidae
Product: transmembrane protein 237A-like
Exons: 5
Coding region: 71-1633 (520 amino acids)
Biological process (GO): cilium assembly
Cellular component (GO): ciliary transition zone
Source: RefSeq, a predicted model, not a curated record
AUGUAUCUAUCUAUUUAUCUGUCCAUCUAUACAUUUAUUUAACUAUCUAUCUAUCUAAGGGUACAUAUCCAUGGUCUACUCCAAGGAGUGCCGUUGGAAAGACAAGAUUCACGCAACACAACAUAACACCAAAGCGCCGAGUGUUUACUUACUACAGAACAGGCCCGGGAUGCGUGAGGCACCAAGAACAGCCUCGGCCAAGAGCAGUGGGGGGGGCAGUCGCCGUCGCCGGUGGGAGAUGAAGUCCAAGGAGUCGUUUGAGAAGUCACUGGCUGUGGAGAUUGACUCACCGCCAAGAAAGUCAUCCCGCCACCGAAGAGACUCCAAGUGGGAACCUUCAACAGACUCUUCCGAGGGCAGGAAUCCUUUCUUCCGGGAACAGUCCAGGUCAUCACCUCCACAGGACUUCAGCCACAAGAGUGAGAUGGGUCGCCAGGGCAGUGACUCUGAUCUCCUCUCCUCCAAGCUGUCAGCCCUGAUAGAGGAGGCCAGUGUGAAGCCCAAGGAGCUGGAGAUGACACCGCUGAAAGAAAAGAGGAGAUCGUCUUUAAGUCACUUUGAGCAGAAGCCUGAGAGAAACCCACCAGAACCUCAGUAUGUCAAGCAAGGAGGAGAGAACCUCAGGUCUGUGAAGGACAGGGACAAGGCACAGGUCCUGAAUGAUAAGUUUGAAACCAAAUCAUUGAAAGUAGCAGGAGAGACACCCAGAAAGAUGGAGGAGGGAGAGGAGAAGACAGAGCAGGUAGACUACACACCCUCAGCCCCACCCAUGUCCUCCCCUGAGAUGAGUAAGACGCUACCCACCAGGAAGAAGAAGGACCGAAGGAAAAACAACCCCAAGAUGCUGGUCGGGGAAGGCACAAGCAAGGAGUCAUAUAUCACUGUUCAGCUGCAGCAGAUGGAGGAGGAUGUCAUUGGUAAUGGGAAGGGAGAGGAGCAGUGUGUCCUGUCUGCUCCUGCCCUGCUCUUCAACACUACCAUCAACCCAGGAGGCACCAUCAGCACCAUAUACCAGGAGAAGCUGGGUGGUUUUGUCAUAGCAAGGAAUGACAUGGAGGGCAUGCAGAGGAAGAAUGAGGAGCUCCGUGAUGGUAAUGAAGCUCCCACACCAAAUUCUCAUGCCAUCUUCUUGCAGAGUGGAUUCAGGACCUUCUCCGUGCUGUGCCAAGGCCUGCUGGCUGGCCUCACCCUGGCACACUGCCUCAUGAUUUUCCUGCUGGAGGGUGACGCAAGCAAGCUGCCGAAGGUGUACCCCCCCACCGUGGCUCAUGUGUUCUUUGGACUUGUGCUGUUCCUCACCUCUCUGUGUCUGGUGGCAGCCUUUGACAGGUGUGACCUCAUAGGGGUAGGUGUGGUCUCCGGCCAUGGGAUCAGGAUGCCCUGGACCCCAGCAUUGUACAUCUCCUCCAUGGUGCUCUCCCUGGUGGCGGUGCGUGCCGAAAAUGUCCUCAUCAACUACACCAGUUAUGUUGAUGAAGUGGUGUCAGAAGAGAAGGCAUCAGACCUUGUGGACUGGUGGCGGUGGAUGUGUGUGGCACGGACCUCCCUGGCAGUGUUGGCGUGGCUGGCAGUGGUGCCAGAUCCCCACACUGACGCCCUGCUUGAUGCACUCCAGCACAGCCACAACAAGUAGUGCCAUGUUCAUCACAGCCCCGCUCUGCCCGGCUCACUGUGUUAGGUCAGAGUCAUGCCAGGGCUAGCAAAUGGUGUCUCUUACCCACUGAAUGAUAAACUGGUAGUUUGUUGGUGAGGAUAAAUUAUAGAUAGAGAUGAUAGGUGGUCAUAGGCAGGUAUGUUUCACACAGGGAUUACCAUGUGUAGGCCUGCUGGCUUCUUGUAGCUUCCUUUAUGUCCUUAUUUUAUCAGUUUGAUUUAUAUACAAAAACUUUUCUUGUGUUUGCAAUAUUCCAGAAUUUUUUAUUCAUCAUUGAUCUCAUUUACAGUACAAAAUACAUCAAUUUAUUUAUUUAUUUUUUUCUUGCUGUAUGCUAUUCUAAGAAGUGUCUCGAUUAGAAUGUCUUCAUUAUAAAUGUAUAUAUAAUUUUUACUUCCAAGCAUUUCUUUGAUGUUGAAGGAUUCAAGAAAUACUUAUUGAGUCUGAAUCAUCAGCAGCAUCAGUAAUUCAGCUUUCAGUACAAAGAUAGUAUUGUUUAUUGUGGAUGCCUUUUUCUCAAAUUAUCUGUCUCAUUUUGCUGAAAGAACCAUUAACACAACAAUCAUCCUUAGU